Sander lucioperca (pikeperch) is the source of this 4618-nucleotide messenger RNA. RefSeq names its product family with sequence similarity 160 member B1 (gene fhip2a). The record is from RefSeq and is a predicted model, not a curated record. The transcript has 18 exons. NCBI's taxonomy places the organism in Eukaryota, Metazoa, Chordata, Actinopteri, Perciformes, Percidae. The coding region runs from base 253 to 2484 and encodes 743 amino acids.
GCUUGAAUGUAUUGUCGCUGUCUUCAUUUGUAUUCAAUGAUCGUUGUCAGUAGCCUAAUUAUAAACUGUUGCCUUGUAUGCCUGCGUCCUCUGGUGGAUUAAAACAGUAGCGUUUGGCGAAGGAAGUGCCACCGUGUCCAAAGGUCAUUAUAUGAAACCUCCAAUCUGGAUCGAGGCGGUAACAACAGGAAGAAGAAGAUAGAGGAAUUCUCUAGGUCUUCUCGGGAGAAACUAGUCCAGUCGAAGAACAAAAUGUUCUCCAAAUUUACGUCAAUUCUUCAGCACGCUGUGGAAGCGCUUGCCCCAUCGUUGCCCUUGCAGGAGGACUUUGUCUAUCACUGGAAGGCCAUUACACAUUAUUACAUUGAGACUUCUGAUGACAAAGCUCCAGUCACAGACACCAACAUCCCAUCCCACCUGGAACAGAUGCUGGACAUCCUGACCCAGGAGGAAGGGGAAAGGGAGUCUGGAGAGACAGGACCCUGCAUGGAGUAUCUCCUACAUCAUAAGAUCCUGGAGACUCUCUACACCUUGGGCAAGGCAGAUUGUCCUCCAGGGAUGAAGCAGCAGGUGCUUACCUUCUACACAAAGCUGCUAGCACACAUUCGUCAACCUCUCCUGCCACACAUCAAUGUCCACAGACCUGUACAGAAACUGAUCCGUCUGUGUGGGGAGGUGCUGGCUGCUCCCACAGAAAAUGAAGAGAUUCAGUUCCUUUGUAUAGUCUGUUCCAAACUGAAGCAGGACCCAUACCUUGUCGACUUCUUCCUUGAGAACAAGUCAAAGAGACCUGAUACAAAGACUCCUGGAGGGACGGAGGUGGUGAAGGAGAAUGUGUUGGCUCCAGACACUGGUCAGUCUCGGGCAGAGGAACAGGCCGAGCGCCCAGAGGAGCCUCAGGCUGCAGCUGCUGCCUCUACCUCUAGUCCAAGCAGUAACCAUAAUAACGGCAACAAUUACAAUCUUGUCACCUCGCUGCUCAACCUCACAAAGAGCCCUGAUGGCAGGAUAGUGGUGAAGGCAUGUGAGGGCCUGAUGCUGCUGGUCAGUUUACCAGAGCCUGCAGCUGCCAAGUGUUUAACUGAAAACACUGAGCUCUGUGAGCUCCUGACUGACAGGUUGGUCUCCUUCUAUAAAGCCCUGCCACAGUCCAUGGACCCCUUGGACAUUGAGACAGUGGAGUCGGUCAACUGGGGUCUGGACGUGUAUAACCUGAAGGAGGAUGCUGCCGUCUUCACAGGGAAGAGGGCUCUCAUCUCCUUCCUGUCCUGGCUAGAUUACUGUGAUCAACUCAUCAAGGAGGCUCAGAAGUCAGCAGCUGCAGUGAUGGCAAAAGCUGUGAGAGAAAAAUUCUUUGUGUCUGUUAUGGAACCACAGCUAAUGCAGACGUCCGAGGUGGGCAUCCUGACCUCCACUGCCCUGCUGAACAGGAUCAUCAGGCAGGUGACGUCGGACGCGUUACUGCAGGAGAUGAUUUACUUCUUGCUGGGAGAGGAGAGGGAGCCAGAGACUCAAGCUACUAUGGCUCAGAAUCCACUCAGACACAGACUCAUCGAGCACUGCGACCACCUGUCAGAUGAGAUCAGCAUCAUGACGCUGCGGCUGUUUGAGCAUCUGAUCCAGAAGCCCAGCCAGCACAUCCUCCACAGCUUGUUGCUGCGUAGCCUGGAAGAGAGGAACUACCUGGAGAACAAACCACAGGAGGAGCGGGAGCCCCUGGAGAACGGGCAGCCCCAUGAUGCUGUAGACCUUGAGGAGGAUCCACUGUUUGGUGAUGACCUCUCUCCAGACAGCCGGCUGUCUGGUUCUGAUUGGCUCAGCUCCUCUCCCCCACAGAGUCCUGACCACUCAAAGUGUGACGGGAAGACGGAGGUCCACAAAAUUGUCAACAGUUUCCUGUGUUUGGUGCCGGAUGAGGCGAAGUCAUCUUAUCAUGUUGAAGGCACAGGCUAUGACACCUACCUCAGAGAUGCACACAGACAGUUCAGGGACUAUUGUGGGGUCUGCCAGCGGUGGGACUGGAGGGGAAAUCCAAAGCCGCUGGAGAAGUGUAACUUGGACAGCCCGUUCUUCGAGGGCCACUUCCUCAAGGUCCUCUUCGACAGGAUGGGUCGCAUCCUAGAUCAGCCGUACGAUGUCAACCUGCAGGUGACCGCGGUGCUGUCCAAGCUGUCUAUGUUUCCACACCCCCACUUGCACGAGUACCUGCUGGACCCUUACAUCAACCUGGCCCCUGGCUGCAGGUCUCUGUUCUCUGUCAUCGUCAGGGUGGUGGGAGAUCUCAUGUUGAGGAUUCAGCGCAUCCCAGACUUCACACCCAAACUGCUGCUCGUGAGGAAGAGAUUAUUAGGUCUGGAGCCAGAGGGCAUCAACAUCGACCACAUGACUCUGCUGGAGGGAGUGAUCGUACUGGAGGAGUUCUGCAAAGAGCUGGCAGCCAUCGCCUUCGUCAAAUACCACGCGGCUGCCGCCGCCUCACCGUAAUCGUCCUGCUGUUCAUCCAUCUGCCUCAGCCAGGCAGACCUGUUGGGAUUAAACUGGGCCUUUGGGGUGUGGUGGUACUGGUGUCACAGGAUUGGCAAAACAUUACCACUAACUCAGCUCAUCCCUGCAAGGCAAGACUGUUAAAGCCCGCACGGACGGGUUCAUGGCUCCCCCUCUUCUGGCCUCUCGGGCUCCGCUAUAAAAAAAAAAAAAAAAAAAAAGAGUCUUUGGUCUUGUUUUUAUGAAGGUCGGAGCACCAACACUGCCCAGCCAGCAGAGGAACACGAGGAGGAAGAUCGGGGCGGAGGUGCAGAGAGAUGGUCACUGGACUUUUUGUCAGCCUCUGCAUUUACUCUCACUCCUUCCCCCUUUCUUUCUCACCAGCUGAAAGAUAACCCUGUAAUUAUUCUAUCAAGGAAAAAAGAUGUUUGUGUAUUUAUUUUCUGUCCCAUUAUCACCCAUUUGUAAUGGUCAUUGCCUUAGUGUGAAAAUCGCACCUUUCAGUUACAGAAGAUUGUUUCCUAAUGAAACAUUUUUAUCUUAACUCCUCACAUGUUGUCUGUUUGAAGACAAGAGGCUGUAGAGAGAAAAAGAGAGCCCACUGCCUUCAACCCCUAUAUGUACCUGUAGUUACACACCCAUUCAACUGUAGUAUUUACGAUACUGCACCACAUAUAUUUUAAAGUCCUCUUAUUUAUUUGUUUGCUUUCAGGUGGCCUUUUUAACUAAUGUCAUAUUACGAUCAAAUGAAUCAAAACGGUCAAAGUAGGGACUGACUUAGCAGAUGUUAUUUACUUUAUUUGUUUUCCCCCGUCUUUCCUAAGAUUGUCUUUAAAUGUUUGUGCUCCUCAAAGCUCACCUAACAAUCACCAUCACCCAAAGACGUCACCAUCCACCGCCACCACAUGUUGUCAAUGAAAUGGUGAAUUUUGCAAAUGAUGUGAAUUUGCACACAGACCUCAUUGCAUUGCACUUGUUACAUUAUUCAAGUUUACUUGUGUUUUUUUUUUUUUUUCCUUUGGUUGGCUUUUAGGCAAUGUCAAGUUGGCAUUUGUGGGAAGAGACAUGUUUUUGAUUCCACAUUAGUUUAGACCCAGUGUUGCAUUUCUCACACACACCAGUGUUUAUUUUGUCCAAGGGGAUACCGUGUUGUCGUUUUUUUUUUAUACCAUUUAUAAUUUUCAAUAAUUAGUUUAUUCUAUUGAUGGGAUGCAGAGGAGCAGGCCUCUUGAUUUUAUUGAACAGUGUCUUAAAUGCAUCAUUAACUUAAGACCUACUGUAGCUUACAGCAAUGGUUCCCAGUUUGUAUUAGCUUUUGAUCCCUAAAACAGAGCUACGUCUAAUUGGUAGUGUACAGUAUGUUCAACCAAGCUGUCAUUCGAACUUCUGAGAUUUUAGUUUUUAUUAGAAAUUAUCCAGCAAUUCACAACGAAAGCGAGCAAAGUAAAAAAAGAAAAAAAAACUUUGUGUAGCAAAAAUAUAUCCUCCUCUGAUUUUGUUCAUCAUCUCAUUAAAUUUAUCUCGAGACCCUUUGCAAGAGUCCAGACCUCCAAUUUGGAAAGCUUUGCCUAACAGUAUCCAAAAGUUGUGAGUUCCUCCAUAGCUAUCAUGAUUUUUCAUGAGGUGUUGUGUUGCGUUUACUAACAGUAUGACCUUUUCAUCCUGAUCUUGAAUGGCGAGGUGCCGUGUAUUGUUGGAACGGGUAGUUUGGUUGUAUGUUGCCUGGAUUUCUCGGGAGGGGGUCGGUAACUUGGAAAUCACCUCACGGAACAGUGAUUCAUCACGCAAGACUUUGACUUGGUCGAAAUCCAGAUGCUACUUAAUGUAACUUUGGUUGUUGUUGUGUUUCCAGUGUUCAAUGUUUCUGUGAUAGGCGCGCGUGUUUUACAGUGAGUUGAAGUGAGAGUGUUGUGAUUUGUUAUUGCGGUGGAGAAUGGACCGAGUCAUUCAUUGAAGCCAUGAGUCCCUGGUCUUUCUUUUUAAAUCCCCUCACUCAAGCACCUAAGCUACAUUAUGCAACUGCUUGCAUGGAAUCAGAUUUGCACAUCGUCUUUCCUCAUCCCUGUUCAUAAUGUAAAUACACACAACAAAAAGCUUUUUUUUUUUUUCCAAAUGUUUUCAUAAACCAAAAAAA